UGAUUCUAUACAGGAAAAUCAAUCGUUUGUAGAUUUCCUUUACCUAUUUGGAAUGCCAUAUUGAACGAGCAUUGAACUUCACGCUGAAAUAUCUCCUGGUCUGCAUUCAGGUAUUCGUGCGCCCUUCCGGAAUCGUCAGACCUGAAGUGACAGCUUCAAUGGUCUGUUGAGUUAUGCUCUGUAGGAAUUAAGUUGGAUUUUCAUCGUUUUGAGAAAGUGACCUGCUGUUUUAAACAUGGCAGACACGACGGACGGUCCCCCCGGGGAAAAGGAGGCGAAUAAGGCUCCAAGUCCUAAGCCAGAUCAAGAUGUAUCGCCACCCCUGGUUUCUGUCAAGGGAGAGGAGAAGAAGAAGCCUGCUCCAAAAACCCCAGCUGCCCCUGCAAAGGGUCCAGCAAAGAAGAAUGUCAUCCUGACCGGAGAGGCAAUGAAGGAGAUGCAGAAACAGGCCAAGCAGAACCGUGAGGAGAGACGCAUGCAGUGUGAUGCCCGACACAACUACAUAUUCAAACAGAUUGCCGAUGCCCUCGGAUUAGAAGUAAACAAUGUAGAAGACUUUGUCUUUGGAGAUGAAAGGUUUGACCUAAUUGAAGAAAUCUUCAAGGCUGAUGGAGCAAGAAAACUCCUUUUCUUCUAUCAGACUGUGCAGCAAAAGGGCUACAGAGAUCCCUCAGGAAGUAAUACCACGAAGAAACUCUUCAUCACACCCGGAGAUGUGGAGGGUUGCCAUGGACUGUGUUUGUAUUUCCUGCGGACGACCAACAAGGCCAUCACCAUCCAGAACAUUGCCAACGAGAUCAACUUCGGAAUGAUGGACUGCAGCAAUGGAAAAGUGCUCAGUGGCUUCCAAGGAUAUCUCUCAAAGAUCAUAUUGCCUGCUCUUAAGUCCCUUGAGCAAUGGGGCAGCAGUAUGGUGAAGCCAGUUCCUGUUGCUCCUAGUGAAGAUGGCACAGGGCCAACACCUCCCGCUCCUGCUAACAGCGCUACUGCCGAAGAGUUUCUGGAACAGCUCGAGAAGUUUGUCCAGAACCUCAUGUCUGCAGUAAGAAACAUGGAGGGGCAGGUGACCCUGGCUGAAAAUGGCGUCGGACCCGUCAUAGAAAGCAUUGAGUCUCCAAAUGACUACCAAGGAAUAGCCUCCAACACAGAGUACCUAGAGAAGUUUGAGAACCUUCUGUUGACCUGGUCCAAACAGAUUGAGCAGGUGCUGGCUGAGAGUGAACAGAUGAGGCGCGAGGCCGACGAUAUUGGACCCACCGCCGAGCUUGCAUACUGGAAGAGCAGGAUGGCCAAAUUUAAUAACCUGCUCGAACAGAUGAAGAGUCAGCGUGUGAAGGCCACCAUCGGGGUACUGCAAGUCGCCAAGUCUAAAUCUCUCCGUCACUGGAAGGAAUUGGAUUGUCGAAUCACUGAUGCUGCCAAUGAAGCCAAGGACAAUGUCAAAUACCUGUAUACACUGGACAAGUUCUUUGGCCCGCUGGUUAAAUGUACUCCAGCUACUAUGGUAGAGCACAUUCCGAGCCUGAUGAACGCCAUUCGUAUGAUCUACAGCAUCUCCCAGUACUACAACACGUCGGAGCGUAUGACCUCCCUGUUUGUCAAGGUCACAAAUCAGAUGAUCACAACGUGUAAAGCCUACAUCAUGCAUGACGUGUCCAGGAUAUGGGAUAUUCCUAGGCCCGUCCUGCUACAGAGGCUGAAUGAAUGUACUCAACUGAAUGAUGAGUACCAGAAACAGUUUCAGAAGACAAAACAGAAGCUCCGUGACAAUCCAAAUGAACGCAAAUUUGAGUUCAGUGAGAACUACAUCUUUGGAAAGUUUGACACAUUUUGCCGUCGCUUAGAGAGAAUAGCUGAUAUGGUAAACACCAUGGAGAUGUUCUCUGGAUUAAGCGAUGUCAAAAUUGAGGGGAUUGAAAACAUUGCGAUCAAGUACAAGACAAUUGUCGAUCAAACGAGGAAGAAGAAUUAUGAUGUACUUGACCACAGAAAAGGGGAGUUUGACAUGGACUACACAGAGUUCCGUAACCAGAUUGAGGGGCUGAGGCUGAUGAUGCAGAAUUUUAUGGACACAUGGUUCUCCAGGUCUCUCACGACUGAGAAGUCUGUUGAGCUGCUGUUCAAGUUUGAGAACAUUGGCGGUGCACAGCUUGACAUGAACGAGAAGUAUAUGAAGGUACUAAUGAACUAUGGGAAAGAUCUGGAAUCCAUCCGUAAGCUGUACCAGAAAUACAAGGCCGAACCUCUCAUUCCCCGAAACCUUCCCCCAGUCGCAGGGCGCAUUGCCUGGGCACGACAACUUUACAGGAAGAUUGAACACCCAAUGAAAGUCUUCAAGACCAAGCCAGAAAUCCUCAAGCAUCCAGAGGCCAAGAAAAUUGUCAGGAAUUACAACAAAAUGGCUGGUGUUCUCCUGGAGUAUGAGAUGCUGUACCAUCGUGGGUGGAUGAGGGCCGUCGAGGCUGCGAAGGGAGGACUCAAUGCCUCCCUACUUAUUCGCCACCCAGAUACUAUGGAUCUGCAUGUGAACUUUGACCCCCAGGUCCUGGAGCUAAUCCAGGAAUCCAAGUGUUUACAAGCUCUGAACCUGGAAGUCCCGGAGGCUGCCAAGGCAAUGAUCGUCACUGAGGAGCAGAUCAAAGCCAACGCUGUGUCUCUGCGUGAAAUGUUGAACGAGUACCACCGUAUUGUGGCUGAGAUUCCCCAGGUGCUCCUGCCACUAAUGCAGCCAAUCAGAGACAAAGUGGAGGAGUCUCUGCUGCCCGGAGUUAUUGCCCUUACCUGGUCUUCCCUGAACGUGGAUGAUUAUAUCACAGAAAACUACAAGAUGAUGACAGAGCUCGAGAAGUUGUCCAAGGUCGUGCGUGAUAUCCUGGAAUGCAGGAUAGAAGCUGUCCUACAGGACAUGUCCGUGUCUGCACUCUGUGAUCUUCCCGAAGAUGAGGCUAUCACCAUGGAGAAAUUCCUGGAAAUAACCUCAGAUGUUGUGGAUGUGGCCUCAAAGCAAUUGGCUGUUCAGAGUCAACUGGUUGAAAAAGCGGUGUAUGAACUGACCAACACCCUGCGCAUGACGUUGCCCGAACCCAUUAGGGAAAGUCUUCACCCAGAGGAAGGGUACAGCUGUGCACAGCCCGACCCGAAAAACAAGAAGCAACGCUGCCAGGAGUGUCAGCCAUGCUCUUACUACACUCUCCUCAACCAUUUCACGCAGAGGAACACAGAAGCGCUUGUCAAAUGUACUCGUCUGUCUUUGGAUGCUAUCAAGCGUCGACUUCAGACGUCUAACAAGUACACAACUGACGCUAAUCGUGACGACACAAAGCCGCCCCUGUUCCGUGCGGACAUCGUGCUGGCGAUCCCCAAUGUGGUAAUGAAGCCAAGUCUGGAUGACAUUCAGUCAUCUCUGAACAAGGCUGUCCAGAUCAUCCUCAAGACGUCGAUGGACAUCCCACAGUGGGAACAUCUUGUCCUCCACCAGAGACAGCAGCAAAAGCGGUACCAGGAGAUGGACCAGGCUGCUGCUGCAGAGGCUGAGGAGGGGGCUAAGAUCAUGACUACCUCCCUUAUAAAGCCACUUCACAAAAUUAUCAGUGAGCACAAGGAUGUACAGAAAAUCGUUAUCCAGCUCAACUCCAUCAUCUCAACUUUCAAGGUUGAGGUCCAGGAAGUGCUAGAAAACUUCACCAAAUAUGCCCACUUGUGGGACAAGGAACCUGUCGCUUCAGUGAAGGAGUUCAUGGAGGCUAACCCCAUCCUUACAGAGAUUGAAGCACAGAUCAAGUUCUACCAAAAACUGGAAACAGACAUUGAAGAGAUGCAGUAUAGUUACCGUGUGGGUUCCGUAAUGUUUGUGACUGACCCUCUUAAACUGGCUCUCAUCACCGAGGCCAAGAACUGGAAAAUGGCAUAUGCUAAAGCACUCAAUGAGAAAUGUGCCGGUGAAAUGGACGAAAUUCUUGAUUUUAUUGACUCUCUUACCAAGAGACUUUCACGUCCGGUCAAAGAUUUGGAUGAUGUACGUGCAGAAAUGGCCGCCCUCGCUGAGAUACGUGAGGCGGAGAUCCGAAUCGAUAUGACUAUCACGCCAGUAGAGGAGUCUUAUGCCAUGCUGAACAGAUACAACAUCUUCUUCAAUGAUGGAAAUGCGGAGCGAGUAGAUUCCUUGUCCUACGGAUGGAAGAAGUUGAUAGCACAGAGCCAGCAAGUGCAGAACUACUUACUAGAGAUCCAACCGAAAUUCAAGUCGGACCUCCUGGCAGGUGUCGAGACCUUCAUCAAGUCAUCCAAUGAAUUCUCCAAUGACUACAAUACAGCCGGUCCUAUGGAAGACGGGAUUGCUCCUCGAGAAGCUUCUGAUCGUCUCAACAUCUACCAGGCCCGAUUUGAUGAACUGUGGAGAAAGUAUGUUACAUACAAUGGAGGAGAGGAACUGUUUGGCCUGCCAGUUACCCAGUAUCCCGAUCUACAGAGGAUACGCAAGGAGCUCAAUCUGCUCCAGAAACUCUAUUCCCUCUACAACAUUGUACUGGAGAAUGUCAAUGGCUACAAUGACAUCGCCUGGGUCGAGAUUGACAUUGAGAAAAUUAACAAUGAACUCCUGGACUUCCAAAACAAAUGCCGGAAGUUGCCCAAGGCCCUGAAGGAAUGGCAGGCCUAUGAGGAAUUGAAGAAGACAAUUGAUGACUUCAACGAGACUUGUCCUCUCCUCGAGAUGAUGGCGAACAAAGCCAUGAUGCCACGUCACUGGGAGCGCCUUGCUCAGAUCACGGGACACACUUUCGACGUCGAUGCCGACAACUUUCUGCUCCGUAACCUAAUGGAGGCUCCACUGCUGGAGAACAAGGAAGACAUAGAGGAUGUGUGUAUCUCGGCGGUGAAAGAGAAGGACAUUGAAGCCAAGCUGAAGGGUGUGGUCAAUGACUGGAGUGGCCAGAACUUUCAGUUCUCUGGCUUCAAGAACAGGGGAGAACUUCUCCUGAAAGGUGACACAACGUCUGAGACGGUGGCAUUGAUGGAAGACAGCUUGAUGGUUCUCGGAUCGUUGCUAAGCAACAGAUACAAUGCUCCAUUCAAACCAAGGAUCCAGGAAUGGGUGCAGAAACUGACGGGGACGACGGAGAUUAUAGAGAACUGGCUUGUGGUGCAGAACUUGUGGAUUUAUCUCGAGGCUGUGUUUGUGGGCGGUGAUAUCGCCAAACAGUUGCCACAGGAAGCCAAGCGUUUCAGUAACAUUGACAAGUCAUGGAUGAAGAUCAUGCAGCGAGCUCACGAGAAUUCUAACGUCGUGACGUGCUGUGUUGGGGACGAUACUCUGAUGCAGUUACUCCCCCAUCUACUGGAACAGCUGGAGAUCUGUCAGAAAUCUCUCACAGGAUACCUAGAGAAGAAACGUCUCAUCUUCCCAAGAUUCUUCUUCGUCUCCGACCCUGCCCUGCUCGAAAUUCUUGGGCAGGCUAGUGACUCACACACAAUUCAGAAUCAUCUGUUGUCUGUGUUUGACAACACCAGACUUGUGACAUUUGACGAGAAAGUCUACGAUAAGAUUCUCUCCCUCAACUCCCAGGAGGGAGAGAACGUGCCGCUGGAGGAACCUGUUAAUGCGCAGGGUAAUGUGGAGAUCUGGCUGGGCGACCUGUUAAAGUGUUCCAGAAGGUCUGUCCAUUCAGUUAUCCGAUCCGCUUCCGUAUCCAUCUCGGAUUCCAACUUCAAACUUGUGGAGUUUGAAAACAUGUUCCCAGCACAGGUCGGACUCUUAGGCCUGCAGAUGAUUUGGACGAGGGAUUCAGAGGACGCCCUUAAUAAUGCCCGCACAGACAAGAAAAUCAUGGUCAACACCAAUCAGAAGUUCCUUGACAUCCUGAACGAGCUCAUCGCCAUGACAACCGAGGAUUUGACGAAAAUUGAGAGGACAAAAUACGAAACUCUCAUUACUAUUCAUGUGCAUCAAAAGGACAUCUUUGACGACCUGGUGAAAAUGCACAUCCGUUCCCCUGGAGACUUCGAGUGGCUGAAGCAGUCUCGUUUCUACUUCAAAGAGGAUACCGACCAAUGUAUCAUCUCUAUUACUGAUGUUGAUUUCAUCUACCAGAACGAGUUCUUAGGGUGUACCGAACGUCUGGUCAUCACCCCACUUACUGACAGAUGUUACAUCACUUUGUCCCAGGCCCUAGGCAUGUCGCUCGGUGGGGCCCCGGCUGGCCCUGCGGGUACAGGCAAGACAGAGACUACCAAGGACAUGGGACGUUGCCUCGGAAAAUAUGUAGUCGUCUUCAACUGCUCCGAUCAGAUGGACUACAGAGGUCUUGGUCGUAUCUACAAAGGUUUGGCACAGUCGGGCUCGUGGGGCUGCUUUGACGAGUUUAAUCGUAUUGAGCUUCCUGUGCUGUCUGUGGCCGCCCAGCAGAUCGCCAUUGUACUACAGUGUAAGAAAGAACGUAAACCCAACUUCAUUUUCACUGACGGGGACAAUGUAGACAUGGACACCGAGUUUGGCAUCUUUUUGACCAUGAACCCAGGUUAUGCUGGUCGACAGGAGUUGCCAGAGAAUCUCAAAAUCAACUUCCGUACCGUGGCCAUGAUGGUGCCAGACAGAGCUAUCAUUAUCCGUGUCAAGCUGGCCAGUUGUGGUUUCAUGCAGAACAUUGUGCUCUCCAAGAAAUUCUUCACGCUCUACAAGCUUUGUGAGGAACAGCUCACCAAACAGGUCCAUUAUGAUUUUGGUCUGCGUAACAUUUUGUCUGUGUUGCGUACACUUGGAGCUUUCAAGAGAGCUAACCCCGAGGAUCCCGAGACAACAAUCGUGAUGAGGGUUUUGAGGGACAUGAACUUGUCCAAACUGGUGGACGAGGACGAGCCUUUGUUCAUGUCACUAAUUGAUGAUUUGUUUCCCGGCAUCACUCUCGACAAGGCUGGUUAUCCAGAAAUGGAGGCUGCCAUUGAGAAAGAGGUGUCCGAGGGAGGCCUUAUCAACCAUGCACCCUGGAUUCUGAAGUUAAUUCAGCUGUUUGAGACCCAGCGUGUACGUCACGGUAUGAUGACACUUGGACCCACUGGAGCUGGGAAGACCAAGUGUAUCCACACGCUGAUGAAAGCUAUGACCGACUGCGGCGCCCCCCACAAGGAGAUGAGGAUGAACCCGAAAGCCAUCACUGCACCACAGAUGUUUGGUCGUCUGGACGUGGCAACCAAUGACUGGACGGAUGGUAUCUUCUCUACCUUGUGGAGGAGGACCCACAAAACGAAAAAGGGUGAUCACGUAUGGCUCGUGUUGGAUGGGCCCGUUGACGCUAUCUGGAUUGAGAACUUGAACUCUGUACUUGAUGACAACAAAACCCUGACUCUGGCUAACGGUGAUCGUAUCCCCAUGGCACCCAACUGUAAGAUCAUCUUUGAGGUGCACAACAUUGACAAUGCCUCUCCUGCAACUGUGUCUAGAAACGGCAUGGUGUUCAUGUCCAGUUCGAUCAUGGACUGGAAUCCCAUCCUCAAAGGAUGGCUGUUAACAAGACCUGCCAACCAGCAGGACACUAUAUUUGAUGCCUUUGAGAGCAACUUCCCCCAGGCUUACACAUACAGCAUGCAGUCCCUGUGGCCCAAGAUGCCUAUCCUUGAGUGUAUGUACAUCAGACAGGCUAUCGAUCUCCUCGAGGGACUCAUCCCGAAGGGAGAGGAAGGCAAGGACAUUAAGUCUGAUCACCUGAAAAGGCUGAUUGUCUUCGCCAUCAUGUGGUCUGUUGGGGCUCUGCUGGAACUGGAGGACAGGAAAAAGAUUCAAGAAUUUUUGCAAACCAACAGUGACCUGCCAAUGCCCACACUCCAAAACGAUGACACCAUCUUUGAGUAUAUGGUCGGAGAAAAUGGUCAGUGGGAACACUGGUCGGGCAGAGUACCAGAAUAUGUUUAUCCCGAUGACAGCAUUCCAGAAUACACCUCCAUCUUGGUACCGAACGUGGACAAUGUGAGGAUGGACUACCUUAUCAACGCCAUCUCCAAACAGGAGAAGUGUGUCCUGCUCAUUGGUGAACAGGGAACUGCCAAGACUGUGAUGGUCCAGGGAUACUGUAACAAGUUUGACCCAGAACAGCAUCUUUUCAAGAGUCUCAAUUUCUCCAGCGCUACCCAGCCAAUCAUGUUUCAGAGGACCAUUGAGGGUUAUGUGGAUAAACGCAUGGGUACAACAUAUGGUCCACCAGCUGGAAGGAAGAUGACUGUGUUUGUUGACGACAUCAACAUGCCAACAAUCAACAACUGGGGAGAUCAGAUCACCAAUGAGAUUACACGUCAGAUGAUGGAGGUGAAAGGAUUCUACAACCUCGAGAAGCCUGGAGAGUUUAUCAACAUUGUUGACAUACAGAUGACCGCCGCCAUGAUCCACCCAGGAGGUGGCAGAAAUGACAUCCCAUCCCGUCUCAAGCGACAAUUUUCUGUGUUCAAUUGCUGUUUGCCUUCCAACGCUUCCAUUGACAAAGUUUUCGCUACCAUUGGUGGUGGUUACUUCAUUUCCAAACGAGGCUUCAUAAGUGAUGUGACGGACCUCGUCAGUUCCCUGGUGCCAGCUACCAGAAAGGUCUGGCAAAGAGUCAAGAUCAAGAUGUUGCCGACUCCAGCCAAAUUCCACUAUGUCUUUAAUCUUCGUGAUCUCAGUCGUAUAUGGCAGGGUAUGUUGAAUACCACAGAAGAAGUUGUCACCAGUGUGAAAGUGAUGAUGUCGCUAUGGAAACACGAAUGUUACCGUGUGAUUGCUGACAGGUUCACAGAAAUGACUGACAAGGAAUGGUUCGAGAAAACCAUCAAACAGGUGGCCGAGGAGGAGUGUGGCUCUGCAGCCUUCAAUGAGAUGGAAGAGGAACCUUACUUCGUUGACUUCUUGCGAGAGGCUCCUGAGAUCACAGGUGAUGAACCUGAGGAUGCGGACAUGGAAGCCCCGAAGAUCUACGAGCCGGUGCCUUCUCUAGACACACUACAGGACCGCCUGCUUGGAUACAUGGAACAGUAUAAUGAGACCAUCCGAGGCACCAAAAUGGACAUGGUCUUCUUCAAGGAUGCCAUGACAAAUCUGGUGAAGAUAUCGCGUGUGAUACGUACCCCGAGAGGACACUCCCUAUUGGUGGGCGUGGGUGGUUCCGGCAAACAGAGCUUGACCAAACUGGCGUCCUAUAUCGCCGGCUAUAAGACCUUCCAGAUCACCCUCACAAGAUCCUACAACGUGAGUAAUCUCAUGGACGACUUGAAGUUCCUGUAUCGCACUGCUGGGCAGCAGGGCAAUGGUAUCACCUUCAUCUUCACUGACAACGAAAUCAAGGAUGAAGGCUUCCUCGAGUACAUGAACAACAUCCUGUCAUCAGGGGAGGUGUCGGGUCUGUUUGCUCGAGAUGAAAUGGAUGAAAUUUUGCAAGAACUGAUAGCUGUGAUGAAGAAAGAGUUCCCCCGUCGAGUACCAACCAACGAGAAUCUUUACGAUUAUUACCUAUCCAGAUGUCGUCAGAAUCUCCAUGUGGCUCUUUGCUUCUCCCCUGUGGGAGAGAAAUUCCGCAGCAGGUCCCUAAAAUUCCCUGGUCUGAUAUCUGGUUGUACCAUGAACUGGUUCCAGAGGUGGCCCAAGGAUGCCUUGAUUGCGGUAUCAAACCAUUUCCUUUCUGAGUUCGACAUCUCCUGCACUGCUGCUGUGAAGCAAGCGGUGGUCAGCACGAUGGGUAUUUUCCAGGACAACGUCGCAGAGACAUGUAUGGACUACUUCCAGAGAUAUAGGCGUCAAGCUUACGUCACACCAAAAUCUUACCUCUCAUUUAUUGCUGGGUACAAAACCAUCUACGCUGAGAAGCGAGGCGCCAUUCAGUUGCUUGCAGAUAGGAUGAACACAGGUCUUGCCAAACUGGUUGAGGCCACUGAGUCUGUCCAUGAAUUGUCCAAGGAGCUGGCAGUCAAGGAGAAGGAACUUGCCGUUGCUUCGAAAAAGGCUGACAAAGUAUUGGCAGAGGUGACCGUAUCUGCCACUGCAGCCGAGAAGGUCAAGGCUCAAGUGCAGACUGUCAAGGAUAAAGCACAGCACAUAGUGGAUGUUAUUUCUGUUGACAAAGCAGCAGCAGAAAAGAAACUGGAGGCUGCCCGCCCAGCCCUCGAGGAGGCAGAGUCGGCUCUUCAGUCCAUCAAGCCAGCUCAUAUUGCUACAGUGAGAAAGCUUGCUAAGCCACCCCACUUGAUCAUGCGUAUCAUGGACUCAGUAUUGCUGCUCUUCCAAAAGAGGCUUGACCCAGUAACAGCCGACCCUGAAAGGCCUUGUCCCAAACCCUCCUGGGGAGAGGCACUGAAACUCAUGGGAGGUGGAAAGUUUCUGGAUGGGUUGCUCAACUUCCCCAAGGAUUCUAUCACAGAGGAAACAGUAGAACUUCUGAAGCCGUACUUAGAUAUGGAAGAUUAUAGCAUGGAAAAUGCAAAGAAAGUGUGUUCUGACGUUGCUGGACUUGCAAACUGGACACAAGCUAUGUCCUUCUUCUUUAGCAUCAACAAGGAGGUUUUGCCCCUCAAGGCUAAUUUAGCUGUUCAGGAGGCGAAACUGGGAGUUGCCAUGAAUGACUUGAAUGAGGCGCAGGCAACCUUGGAUGACAAGGAGAAGGAACUCGCAGCCGUGCGUGCUAUGUACGAUGCGGCGAUGCUGGAGAAACAGACCCUGUUGGAUGAUGCAGAAGCAUGCCGGAGGAAGAUGACCAACGCUACAGCUUUGAUUGAAGGCCUGGCAGGUGAGAGGAUCCGUUGGACGGAGGCGAGCAAGGGAUUCGCAUCACAGAUUCACCGACUGGUCGGUGAUGUCCUGCUCUGCACGGGCUUCUUAUCCUACACAGGUCCUUUCAAUCAGGAAUUCAGAACUCUCAUCAUCCGCAACUGGAAGAAGGAAAUGAUAGCAGGGAAAAUCCCCUUUAGUGAAGAACUGAACAUCAUCAAUAUGUUGGUGGACAAUGCUACUAUCAGUGAGUGGAGUCUUCAAGGACUUCCUAAUGAUGAACUCUCCAUACAGAACGGUCUGAUUGUCACCAAGGCUAGCCGUUUCCCACUGCUGAUUGACCCUCAGGGGCAGGGUAAAUUCUGGAUCAAGAAGAGGGAAGCAAGCAAUGAACUUCAGAUCACUGCCCUGAACCACAAGUACUUUAGAACCCACCUUGAAGACAGUCUGUCCUUGGGACGGCCUCUCCUUAUUGAGGAUGUUGGAGAGGACCUUGACCCCGCACUUGACAACGUUCUUGAGAAAAAUUUCAUCAAAUCUGGAUCAACAUUCAAGGUGAAAGUGGGAGACAAAGAAGUGGACGUGAUGAAGGGUUUCACAAUGUACAUAACUACCAAGCUGGCCAACCCCACAUACACCCCAGAGGUCUCCGCCCGAACGUCUAUCGUUGACUUCACUGUGACCAUGAAGGGUCUAGAGGACCAACUGCUGGGAAUUGUCAUCCUUACAGAAAAACAAGAACUUGAAUCAGAGCGUACCAAUCUGCUGGAGGAGGUGACGGCCAACAAACGUAAGAUGCAGGAGCUUGAGGAUAACCUGCUGUAUCGGUUAACUUCGACUCAGGGCUCCCUCGUAGAGGACGAGUCACUCAUUGAGGUGCUCCGCAUCACCAAGACAACCGCUGAGGAGGUCAGCGAGAAACUAAAAGUUGCUGCCGAGACAGAGAUCAAAAUCAACUCAGCCAGAGAGGAGUUCCGUCCUGUGGCAUCGCGAGGCAGCAUUCUGUACUUUGUAAUCGUGGAAAUGAGCAUGGUCAACACCAUGUACCAGACAUCCCUCAAACAGUUCCUGGAGAUAUUCGACUGGUCGAUGGCCAGGUCACAGAAGUCACCCAUUACUUCCAAGAGAAUCAACAAUAUCAUAGAAUACUUGACAUUUGAAGUUUUCCGAUAUACUGCUCGUGGUCUUUAUGAGUCGGACAAGUUCUUGUACACAAUGUUGCUCACUGCCAAAGUUGAACUGGCUGCAGGCAGGAUAAGACCAGAGGAGUUCCAAGUAUUCAUCAAAGGUGGCGCUGCAUUGGAUCUAAAUGCGGUCGAGCCAAAACCAAGGAAAUGGAUCAUGGACAUGACAUGGCUCAACUUAGUGGAACUCUCCAGGCUUCCACAAUUCUCCCAAAUCUGCGGACAAGUAUCGCGCAAUGACAAGGCAUGGAAGAACUGGUUUGAUGAGGAUGCGCCCGAGGAAUGUACUAUCCCUGACGGUUAUAGUACCACCUUGGAUACAUUCCGUAAGCUGCUCCUCAUCCGAAGUUGGUGUCCGGAUAGAACUAUUCCAAUGGCACGUAAAUACAUCGCCGAGGCCAUGGGGACCAGGUUUGCAGAAGGAGUGAUCCUGAACCUCGAUUCGAUGUGGGACGAAUCCCAGCCCAGGACACCAAUGGUGUGUUUCCUGUCGAUGGGGUCCGAUCCCACAGAUAACAUUCUGCUGGUGGGCAAGAAAAAAAAUGUCAAAUGUAGUGCGAUCUCCAUGGGACAAGGACAGGACGUCCACGCCAGGCGUGCACUGGCCAUAUCAAUGGCAGAGGGUCAGUGGGUCUUACUACAGAACUGCCAUCUUGGUCUUGAUUUCAUGGAUGAACUCCUUGAUACGGUUCUGAAUACAGAGAGUGUCAAUGAAGGAUUCCGACUCUGGCUCACAACUGAGCCUCACCCCAAAUUUCCCAUCAAUAUGUUACAAUCCUCCAUCAAAUUCACUAAUGAACCCCCACAAGGAGUGAAGGCAGGUCUCAAACGGACAUAUGCGCUUAUAUCACAGGAACAAUUAGAGUACACCAACCUACCGCAGUGGAAGCCCAUGCUGUAUGGCGUGGCUUUCCUUCAUACUACGGUACAAGAGAGGCGUAAGUUCGGACCCAUUGGAUGGAAUAUUCCAUAUGAAUUUAACCAGGCUGACUUUUCAGCUACGGUACAGUUCAUACAGAACCAUCUCGAUGAUAUGGACCCAAAGAAGGGUGUGUCUUGGAGCACAGUGAGAUACAUGAUUGGCGAGAUCCAGUAUGGUGGGCGUGUCACAGAUGACUAUGACAAACGCCUCCUCAACACCUACGCGAAGGUCUGGUUUAGUGAGGGCAUGUUCGCUGAGUCCUUCAGUUUCUAUACGGGAUACAAAAUCCCUAAGUGUAAGACCAUUGACGAAUAUCGUAACUACAUUGAGGGCUUACCACUGCAGGACUCGCCGGAGUGUUUCGGCUUACAUUCCAAUGCUGACAUUACUUAUCAGACCAACACAGCUAACACAAUGCUGGAGAACAUCGUGAACAUCCAGCCUAAGGAUACUGGAGGCGGUAGUGGAGAGACAAGAGAGAGUGUUGUCUACAGACUCGCCAACGACAUGCUGGAAAAACUGCCCAGUGAUUAUGUACCUCACGAGGUUAAGGAUCGUCUGAGGAAGAUGGGAAGUUUACAGCCAAUCAAUAUCUUCCUUCGUCAGGAAAUUGACCGCAUGCAGAAGGUCAUUUCACUGGUCAGAGUCACACUUGUUGACCUGAAGCUGGCCAUCGAUGGUACCAUCAUUAUGAGUGAGAAUCUUCGUGACGCCCUUGACAACAUGUUCAAUGCGCGUGUGCCUACAAACUGGAAGAAAAUUUCCUGGGAGUCGGCCACCCUCGGGUUCUGGUUCACAGACCUGCUCGAGCGGAACACCCAGUUCCACACCUGGGUGUUUGAUGGUCGACCCAUAUCGUUCUGGAUGACUGGAUUUUUCAACCCCCAGGGUUUCCUGACUGCAAUGAGACAAGAGAUCACUCGAGCCCAUAAAGGCUGGGCUUUAGAUACUGUCAUCCUUGAUAAUGAAAUCACCAAGAUGAUGAAAGAGGACCUAACAUCUCCUCCCAGUGAAGGUGUGUACGUGUACGGUUUGAUUCUCGACGGAGCUGGCUGGGACCGUAGAGCUGCUCGCUUGAUAGAACCUACUCAGAAGGUUCUAUACACGCCGUUGCCUGUCGCUCAUGUGUUUGCUACAAACCAGGAGAAGCAAGGCAAAGCUCAGAAUCUGUAUGAUUGUCCCGUGUAUAAGAAACCGCGUCGUACAGAUCUGACCUACAUUUUCCCGCUAGCUCUGAAGACGAACAAAAACCCUGAUCACUGGACACUCCGAGCUGUCGCUUUGCUCUGCGACACCAAGUAAACUGGACAUUAACACUACUGGACACGAAAAAACAAAAACAUCAUGGUGACUUAUAGUUACAAAUUUUAAGAUGUGGUACCAUUACCGGACAUUGUGCUUAAACAUUUUAAUAUCUGUACUGAAUGUGGAAGUACAUUUCAAGAGACCCAAGAUUAUUUUGGAUAUAAAGAAAACAAACUAAUGUACUGUCAUUUACAUGUUCAUAAAUUAACUCCAUACAAGAAAGAUUUCUGAAAAAUCUCUGUAUUAAGUCAGAUAUUGUUUCAGUGCAGAACAUUUUCAAUCUUUUCCAACAAUAAGAAAUUUACCUUGACAACAGCAGUUAUGGAUAUAUUUGUGGUUUAUUGUGUUAUAAGUAUAUCAUUAAAGUAUCCUGAAGAGGUAUAGUUAAGAGAGAUAACUCUGUUGUGACUAGUACUACAGAGAUUACAAUUAUGCAAUAUGAUGUUAUAUAUCACACUGUCAAAACUUUCCUUUGUAUUUAAAGUUGUAACACCUGAAAUAUCUGGUAUAUAGAUAUACAAUCAAUUUAUUAUUUUUGUGAGUGCUUUAUAAAAUGAAAUUUGUAUAGACUUAAUCAGAAAAGACAAUAUUAGUACGUAUGUCUGUUUGCUAUUUAUUUAUUUAUAUAUACAUAUAUGAUUAAAAAUGUUAAAUUCUAUAAUGUUAAUUUGAAAUUUCUUUCGGUAGUUUUAUAAGAUCAAUAUUACAGCCAUUCCUGAUAAAUGAUGUAUAAGAUAUAUUAUACAAUCUAUGUUUAGUUUGGGUUGCAGUACAGCUAACACAUCUAUAUGGCUCUUCGGAGGUUAUUUCCUUCUGCAACCAGCCUAGUUUGACCUCUCGUGGUAAUUCGCGUGAUGUCGGAGGUCAAAGUUGAGUGCAAUGGAAGUGCCCUAGACUGUUGGCAGUAUCGUAGCUCCAAUAUUUAUGAAGUCCGUCCACUGUUUACAGGGUUGUGUGGAGGGUUGAUCACAAAACUGUACAUGAGUAAAGAUUUAUUUUACAUUAUUAUUUCAGGAUCAAUUUCUAAUCAAUUCAAUUAAGUCAUACUUUUUUGAUAAAGGAAUUUCCUGUUUUUAUAUAACAUCCAUGGAAAUAAAUAAAUAAUUUCCAUGAAAAAACUUAAGAUCAAAUUUAUUCCAAAUUGUCUUUGAAACUGAUUAUGGUAAAUAAUUUACAUUUUAUGAAUUUUUUUCUGAUGUACAGUACUGUCUCAGCCCUAAAAAUUCCAUGUACAGUAUUAUGUAUUUAUAUAUGUUUGUGUGUUCUUGGAAAUUUUUAUUUUUAUUGAUAUAUAUUUUUGUCACUCAUCUACAAAAGUUUUUCAUGAAAAGUUUUUUAUUUGUGUUACAGCUUUUGAAAUGUUAUCACUAUUUAAUUCAUUUGUUGUUAUUUGUAUAUUAAUAUUAAAUGGUUUGUCUGUCACUAAAAUUGUUUGGAAUAAAACCAUUGCAUGUUGGAAUUUCA
Pecten maximus is the source of this 15592-nucleotide messenger RNA. Its product is annotated as dynein heavy chain 5, axonemal-like. Gene Ontology annotation, biological process: microtubule-based movement. Gene Ontology annotation, cellular component: dynein complex. The record is from RefSeq and is a predicted model, not a curated record. Gene Ontology annotation, molecular function: dynein intermediate chain binding; minus-end-directed microtubule motor activity; ATP binding. NCBI's taxonomy places the organism in Eukaryota, Metazoa, Mollusca, Bivalvia, Pectinida, Pectinidae.